Acomys russatus (golden spiny mouse) is the source of this 5289-nucleotide messenger RNA. It is a transcript of the gene Mmp16, whose product is annotated as matrix metallopeptidase 16. Gene Ontology annotation, biological process: collagen catabolic process; extracellular matrix organization; proteolysis. Gene Ontology annotation, molecular function: metalloendopeptidase activity; zinc ion binding. Gene Ontology annotation, cellular component: extracellular matrix. The transcript is spliced from 10 exons. Lineage: Eukaryota; Metazoa; Chordata; Mammalia; Rodentia; Muridae. The coding region runs from base 100 to 1923 and encodes 607 amino acids. The record is from RefSeq and is a predicted model, not a curated record.
CUUUUUUUCUUUUUUCUUUUAAAGGAAACGAAGCAGUGGGUAUUGGGAAAGGGGAGAAAAGGCAGGGGAGCUCGUCCAUUCGUUGAGGCACAGUUCACUAUGAUCUUAUUCGCAUUCAGCACUGGAAAAAGGUUGGAUUUCGUGCAUCGUUCGGGGGUGUUUUUCUUGCAAACCCUGCUUUGGAUUUUAUGUGCUACAGUCUGCAGAACGGAGCCUUAUUUCAAUGUGGAGGUUUGGUUACAAAAAUACGGCUACCUUCCACCGACUGACCCCAGGAUGUCAGUGCUGCGCUCUGCAGAGACCAUGCAGUCAGCCCUAGCUGCCAUGCAGCAGUUCUAUGGCAUUAACAUGACAGGAAAAGUGGACAGAAACACAAUUGACUGGAUGAAGAAGCCUCGAUGUGGUGUACCAGACCAGACAAGAGGCAGCUCCAAAUUCAAUGUUCGUAGAAAGCGCUACGCAUUAACUGGACAGAAAUGGCAACACAAGCACAUCACUUACAGUAUAAAGAAUGUAACUCCAAAAGUUGGAGACCCAGAGACCCGGAGAGCAAUUCGCCGUGCCUUUGAUGUGUGGCAGAAUGUAACUCCACUAACAUUUGAAGAAGUUCCCUACAGUGAACUAGAAAAUGGCAAACGUGAUGUGGAUAUAACCAUCAUUUUUGCAUCUGGUUUUCAUGGAGACAGUUCCCCCUUUGAUGGGGAGGGAGGAUUUUUGGCACAUGCCUAUUUCCCUGGACCGGGAAUUGGAGGAGAUACUCAUUUUGAUUCUGACGAGCCGUGGACAUUGGGAAAUCCCAAUCAUGAUGGAAAUGAUUUAUUUCUUGUAGCAGUUCAUGAGCUGGGACAUGCUCUAGGCCUGGAGCAUUCCAACGACCCCACCGCUAUCAUGGCUCCGUUUUACCAGUACAUGGAAACAGACAACUUCAAACUUCCUAACGACGAUUUACAGGGCAUCCAGAAAAUAUAUGGUCCACCUGACAAGAUCCCACCACCUACGAGACCUCUACCGACAGUGCCCCCCCACCGAUCUGUUCCUCCAGCAGACCCAAGGAAAAGCGACAGGCCCAAACCUCCUCGGCCUCCCACUGGCCGACCCUCCCAUCCAGGAGCCAAACCCAACAUCUGUGAUGGGAACUUCAACACUCUAGCUAUUCUUCGACGAGAGAUGUUUGUUUUCAAGGACCAGUGGUUUUGGCGAGUGAGAAACAACAGGGUGAUGGAUGGAUACCCCAUGCAAAUUACUUACUUCUGGCGGGGCUUGCCUCCCAGUAUUGAUGCAGUUUAUGAGAACAGUGAUGGAAAUUUUGUCUUUUUUAAAGGUAACAAAUACUGGGUGUUCAAGGACACAACUCUUCAACCUGGUUACCCUCAUGACUUGAUCACGCUUGGGAAUGGAAUUCCCCCUCAUGGUAUUGAUUCUGCUAUAUGGUGGGAAGAUGUCGGCAAAACCUAUUUCUUCAAAGGUGACAGAUAUUGGAGAUACAGUGAAGAAAUGAAAACCAUGGACCCUGGCUAUCCCAAACCCAUCACCAUCUGGAAGGGGAUCCCUGAAUCACCUCAGGGAGCUUUUGUCCACAAAGAAAAUGGCUUUACCUAUUUCUACAAAGGAAAGGAGUACUGGAAAUUCAACAACCAGAUACUCAAGGUAGAACCUGGGUAUCCGAGAUCCAUCCUCAAAGAUUUUAUGGGCUGUGAUGGCCCAACAGAUCGAGAUAAAGAAGGACUCAGCCCACCAGAUGAUGUAGACAUUGUCAUCAAACUGGACAACACAGCCAGCACUGUGAAAGCCAUAGCUAUUGUCAUUCCAUGCAUCUUGGCCUUAUGCCUCCUUGUAUUGGUUUACACUGUGUUCCAGUUCAAGAGGAAAGGAACACCCCGUCACAUACUGUACUGUAAACGCUCUAUGCAAGAGUGGGUGUGAUGUAGGGAUUUGUUUUUUCUUUCUUUUCCAGGAGUUUGUGGUAACUUGAGAUUCAAGACAAGAGCUGUUAUGCUGUUUCCUAGCUAGGGGCAGGCUUGUGGCAGCCUGAUUCGGGGCUGACCUUCCAAACCUAGAGGGUUGCUGGUCCUGCACAUGAGGGGAAAUACAUUCAUGGAGAAGCUUCCAUGAUGCACAGUAUCUGCCGUUCUUCAGUCCUCUGUCUUUCUUUGUCAUUCAGUUCUAGGCCUUUCCUCUGCACGCUCAAUGCCCAGUCAAAUUUCAGGAUUAACUGAAGAAGAGGAAAUAAUGAAGAAAGAUUUCUUCUUAAUUUAAAAAAAAAAUACUUUUCCUUCUGAAAUCUGAGCCCAUAUCUGGGAGAGAGAAAGAAAAAGAGAGAGAGAAAGCGAGAAAGAGAGAGAGAAACAAAACAAAACAAAAAGAGCAAAUCAGAAAACCCAUAGGUUUUUGCUUUAAAGCAAAAGAAGAAAGAGUUUAAAAAACAACAACAACAAAAAUCCACAAUUGAACUUUCAGGAGAGUGUGAAGACCCAAAACAGCUUUGUCUCCAAAGAAGAUAGCUCUGUGAUCACUAUGGAUAGUCUCCUGCACAUCCUUUUGUCAGGUGGGAGAUCUGGAACAUACAUACAGGACUCUAGACUGUUGGGACAGCCAUUUUCCAACAAACAAGGGGCCAAAAUAUCUGCAAUAUAGUAACAGCCUUAAUACUACAUGCGUUUUUGUUUUCUACAGCUGUUCUCAGCUAUGUCCACAGUGUACCAUCACCUCCAUACUCACAGCUGUAUUCAAACAGGACCUUUCGAUUGUUUUGAAAUGUUUCUCAACCCCCUCUUGCCUGUUGACCAAGCAUCAUUGUGAUGUUCUUCCCAGUUGUGUUUAGGCCUUUGUUCCAGGCCUUCCAUUGGUCUGUCAGCAAUACUCAGCGCAAAGUAGAGCAAGAAGCAGUGUGUCCCUGAAGUAAUGAAAGUGAUGGUUAUUUUAUCAAGAUAUGUGACUCUGUUACUACAUUGGUGUAACCCUUUGAGAACUAUCAGACCAGCUCACAGAGUCAGGAGGGCCAGUCUUGCAAUAUGGUCAUUUGUAGAACUGGCCAUUAAGGAAAGCCAUCACAGCUUUAAGAAGUUCAGAUUUGUAAAGGAUACCUUACAAUCUCAUGUAAUUCUUUAAUGACUGACAGUACUACAUAAAUGCUUUUAUAACAAGCAACAAUGAUGUGACUUGCCAAAAUUUUUCCGGCAAAUAAAAAAAGAUAUUUUAUUAACAAUAUCUCACGAGAGUGAAAUUUUAUUUGAAUAAUUGGUUAGAACAGCCUAAGCUUUUACUUCUUCAGACUUACUGAUUUAUUUAUUCAUUUAAAAUCCAUUGCAUGAAAAUCCAAUUCGCCAUAAAAUAUGUAGUUACCAUCGCUUGGUUAAAACUGAAUUAAAACGGUGACUCUGAGUUUGCAUGAAUACCUUCCAAUGCAUUACCUAUUGCAUGUCAGCCAUAGUUCUCAAAGGGUUGGUGUGGCUUCUGGUAUUUAGCCAUCCAUUUGAUCACUGACAGAGCCAAGAGGCACCAAAGCAUUCCCUUGUUGAGUGUAAUUUGUCCUAACAGCAGUAUUGUCAUUUUCAUGUGACCUGCAGAGCAGGUUUGUAUCAAUAUUUUUUUCCUAGAGAAAAGUCAGCAACUGACAGACCUCUUUAUUGAUUUUAGGAGCUGCUUCUUGCAGUGAACGGCUUUACAGCCACUGGGCUGUGAACUUCUUAGAGAUGGUCAUAGGGAAAGCACCCCACGAGGUAGACAAUAGGCUUUGUGUGAAAGCCAGCUUUGGAGGGGAUUAGCUUUUGAAACAAUGAACAGCUUGCCUUGAACUUGAUAUUGAUCUGUUGACUGUCAUUAGCAACAACUUCAAUCUUGUCUUCUGUGAAAAUUUUCCUCGAAGAGUCCUGUUUUGUGUCUUUGCCCUUUGCCCUUUAACUUGCAAACUGGCACAAACUGAAGGAAAUCUGCUGUCACUUCUCCAUCGGAUUGUUAUUCUCUAAAACCUAGUAAGCAAGAGCUGUUUCCUUCAAGUGGAGGGAGAGUUUGGGUACUGGUUCUGUGGGUGGAUGCUUUGCUCUCUACAUGCACACUCUGAAUAUGCCCUAUAGGUAGAGGUAUUUUUAUUUUUAUUUUUUAAUUUUAAGCUUAAUUUCAUCAUUUUAGUAAAAAUUACAAAAACCAUAAGAAAAAAAAAAAAAACCUCAAAUACUUGAAUGGCCAGUGUGGCUUUUAUACAAAGCAGGAAUUUUAUACUAGUGAAAAUUUCUUACUCAUUUGCUAAUAAUACACAUUUCCAGAUGAUUUUUAAUGAGUGUAGGUAUACAUUCUUAUUUGGAAAUGGAUAGUUUGGCUGCCUUGAAUUUAUAUUUAUACUCAACAUAGCAUGAUAAUUAGAAUGCCUUUGGUUAAACUACAUGUUUAUGAUUUGGUUGGGGAAAAUAUUUUCUAAUCAUGGGUGGCAUGCUGAAUAUCCUUGCAGACUGGUAUUUCUUACAAUCUGAGCAUAUAUCUUGUAAGAGUUUAAAAAAAAAUGGACAGUUAGGAAAGAGGAAUGGCUUCAUGGCUUCGUAGCACCACCUUAUGCAAUGCAGACUGUACUUCAAGAAGACAUCAAAGCUUUUGAAUGUGAGGGUAAAUAAGAAAGGGGAGGGCAAGGAUCAGCCCUGUAGCUCUAUUUCAGUACUUCCUUUCUAGAUGAUGCUAAUAAUAUAGAGUUAGUUAUUACAGAGCAUGGAGGACUGUACACAUAAGCCUGUUUAUACAGUGUUUGCUUGUUAGAGGGUUUAAUCCUUUCAGGACCUUGAUGUCAAAAAAAAAAAAAAAAUGACUGGAAACUUUUUUCCUAAUGAUAGAAAUGAGUAACUGUAACAUUUUUGGGACAUGUGCAAAUCAUUGAGGAACUCCAUCAACGUACAUUGAACAUUUUUCUCUCUGAUAUAAAAAAAUCAAUAAGCAAUGUAUUGCCUCCUUAUUCAUUCAUCACAAUACCUUGAUUCGUCAUAAGACUGUAAGUACCUAAGGGCUAGAAAAUAAUCAUAGCAUUGAAACAGAGUCUUUGUUAUGCUUGAAUUCUGGUAAAUAUCAUAGAUGUGAUUUGGGUUGUGUUGCCUUGAUUAUGAGAAGUCUAUGUACUAAAAAUGGCUUAUAUGUCUACAAUGUUAUAAGAUCAUAAGUGAUAAGAACUAAGGACAAUAUAAUCAAAGACCAAUGGGGUUCCGUUGUUCAUUUUAUGCCAGUCACUCUAUAGUUGCUGACUCUUCUUAUCCUUGGGAUUUGGUAGAAAAAAUGCAAUGCUAAAGAAAUUAUAAAGGUGAAAAUACUUCA